GGCUCUAUGUGCGCACACAGCAUCACUCACACAAAGCGUUGCGCGCUGCACUGAAACGGCUUAAAGUACAAUAAAAAAAACCUUUCAGUGCUCUUCGACUGAACGCACAACAACCCAUUCGGACUUUACUAUUGCAGGUUCAAGAAAACUGGAAGAAAAGAAAAUCUAAGAAAAAAAAUGAAAAGCACUACGCAUGGGUACAGUUCCAUACUUAUAUUUCUGUUCUCUUCCACCUGCUAGCCACAGGCACUGAUAGAACGGGAGCAGGAUGAGAUGGACGGUCUUGCUGUGGGAGUACCUGUUGGUGGAGGUCACGGCGUUGGUGUGCAGGGCGGAUGGUGAAGCAGAGCGGCGACUCGAGGGAUUCGUCGUGUUGACGGGCUCAAACGGCUCCGAAGAGAGCGGUGUGUCCGAGAAGCCGCACACGCAAGACGAGUGUCGCGGCUACUACGACGUGAUGGGUCAGUGGGACCCGCCGUUCGUGUGCCGCACGGGCACCUACCUGUACUGCUGCGGCACCUGUGGCUUCCGCUUCUGCUGCGCUUACAAGAGCUCGCGCCUGGAUCAAAGCUUGUGCACAAACUACAACACACCAGUGUGGCUCAAAGGCCAAACGCCGUACAAGAAGACGGAUCCGAGGCAUGAUCCGACAAAGGACAAAACCAACUUAAUCGUAUACGUCGUUUGUGGAGUAGUGGCCAUCAUGGCGCUCGUCGGGAUUUUUACCAAACUUGGAUUGGAAAAGGCGCAGAGACCUCACAGGGAAAACAUGACUCGAGCUGUAGCAAGUGUGUUGCAAGGUGCCUGUCAAGCUGAACAUGAAGAAACCAUCGGAAGACACGUACAGAACUAUGACAACAUGCAGGCGAGGGCAAACAAUAUGCAGGGAACCCAAAUGCACAACAUGAGCCAGGCCCAUCCCUACCCUGUCCUCAGCCAGCUGGCCCAUGUGUACGAGCAGCAGCAGCAGCAGCAUCAGCAGCAGCCUGGCAAAGAACUCAAUAAAUACGCCUCACUAAAAGCUGUUGCGUCAAAAGUGAACGGGGGCUUCUACAACAAGCAGCACUGCCACUUGACCGAGUUGGGAACAAAAGGCAGCCUACCCCUCCACGCAAUUAGGAUGGAGCAUGUUGAGCCCACUGCCUCAUAUGUCACAGAGAUUCCCAUCCCCAAGCAAAAUGAACAGAAACCUAUUCCCACCAAGCCUCAUGUGCCACAUCGUCAUAUGGCCUACAGCUCCAACACCAUAGCCAACCCAGGAAUGCUGAAGGCCUGGGAGGGCACAGAGACUAUGGGUCGGCGCAAGACCUAUGGCCCUAGGAAGCCCUGCAUGGUGGGUCAGUUGAAUGAGCUCCACACUGCCCGCAGUCACCACUACCUACCCACACAGCCAUACUUCAUAACCAACAGUAAGACAGAAGUGACUGUGUAAAGGAAUGACUUUGUUUCCAAGGGCUCAUCCGUCAUUGUGAGCCGGAGAAACAGAUCAUUAUCUUGACUGUACCCUUCACUCUGCCCCUUGUGGAAUGGAGGCAUAACUGCAGACGUGAGCCAGUCACACCAUGACCGGCCACUCAACCAGGCGGUCAGCAAACAAUGACAACAGCUGAACCAGGAGCAUUCCAUUGUUUUGUGAAACGUUCACUUUAAUUUAUAGCCAUGCCAAUGAUGAUAAGUUUAUGUUCAAUCAGUGAGAUAAUGUGUUGUUUUAAUUAAAUUAAUUGAGAAAAUAGUAAAAGUAAACAAAGCAAUAAAAUCAAUCUAAUAAAGAAAUUAAAUAAUUGGGAAUAAAUGUUUACUCCAAUAAUUAAAAGGAAAUGAGUGCAGUGGUGAACCCAAAGGUUCAAGGGCUAGCGUGGCAUUUUGGACACAGGGCCAGUAUUCCUAACAAUUCAAGAGCUGAUACACAUGAUGUCUUUUUAGCACAAUUAUUUCCCAUACCACUCACUGCUGAGACUAAGUUCAUACUUGGUGUAUCUAAAAAUAUUUAGUGGCAGAUGCCUUAUUUGAAGAUACUUGGAAAGACGCGAACUGUUACACCACGGAUUGGUACUUUAGGGCUGUACCUUUCAUUUUUAUUCUAACAGUCCUCACUGUGUCUAGAUUAACAAACUCAAACAGAUUCAUUCAUUUACUCUGUAACAAGCCCCCAGAAAUGUCACUCUUAAGAAAUGGUAUAAUCUCUUAGACAGAUAGCUGUAUUUGUUACGGAGUGCCAUGAGGUAGCAUGUGAACUGGAGACUGUAGAGUAAAAAGCACUGUUAACUAACAUGAUCGCUCUGCUACAAAUUGUGCCUGAUGGCGCUUUAGCUUUCAAACAAGUAUUUGAUCUCCCUUUCGUAGUUAAAAUGAUUUCUUAUGUGUUGUAUUGUAUUCUCUUGAAGGCAUUAAAGCUUGUUGUACAAUAUUUCUUCAUAACAAUAGAUGUAUGUGCAGCAAAGUUGCAACCACUGGGAUUUAGCACUUUUAUUUCAGUAGUGAGUAGUUUGGGGAAGCUUUUUUUUUUAUUCCGCACAGACCAUCUGGUGAAAUUGAUUUUUAAAGUAUAUAUAUUUAUACUUUUGCCAGUAUAUGUAUGCAAAUGAUACAGUUAAUUGUGCCAAGAAUUAGCUUGUUAAAGUUGUGUUUAAUUUGAACUAUUUGUCUUUUUCAUUCACUUGUACAUUCCAACUGAGAAA
This is a messenger RNA of Tachysurus vachellii, 2678 nucleotides long. It is a transcript of the gene shisa9a, whose product is annotated as shisa family member 9a. Lineage: Eukaryota; Metazoa; Chordata; Actinopteri; Siluriformes; Bagridae. Gene Ontology annotation, biological process: regulation of AMPA receptor activity; regulation of short-term neuronal synaptic plasticity. Bases 269 to 1432 code for a protein of 387 amino acids. The record is from RefSeq and is a predicted model, not a curated record. Gene Ontology annotation, cellular component: postsynaptic membrane; postsynaptic density; dendritic spine membrane. The transcript is spliced from 4 exons.